Linepithema humile (Argentine ant) is the source of this 5765-nucleotide messenger RNA. RefSeq names its product protein Star-like. Lineage: Eukaryota; Metazoa; Arthropoda; Insecta; Hymenoptera; Formicidae. The record is from RefSeq and is a predicted model, not a curated record.
UAAAGAUUUUAUGCAAUCCAACUGCUCAUCGAAAAACACAUUUUGAAGUCGCUUGAUCGGAAACUGUAUCGAAUAUUCAAUUUGUUACACACUGCCUCAACAAACGGAUUUUUUCAAUAGAAACAAAAGAACAACGAGGAAGCGCGCUUCAGCUUCGAUUGAUAAUCACUCUCUCUCCUACUGACGCUCGUCGAGAGAGAUUUCACGUUGCAGCGUCGGGGAAAGCGGAACGAGCAGAGGGGGGAAACGAUCUGACAACACAUAACACAACACAAACACAACAGGCGGGAAGGUCGAGCCACGUGACGUAGCAUUAACCGGUGCUGGCAAAUAUUGCGGGGCGCGUGACGCUCGCGACGGGCUCGCGAUUUUGACGUGAAAUUUAUCGGCACAUCGGCGUAUCGAGGAAUACGACGAUAUAUACAUAUAUCGGUGCGGGAAAGUGCAGUUUCAACCAACCGGACUCACGCGCUAGGGAUGUAGAGCGCUCGCACGUGAGCGAAACGUCGCGGUGUGUGUUGACGGGAGAUAUAAAUGGUUGUCGUCGAAGCUUCGAUCUCGCGUGUAAGGAAGAACACGAGUCACCAUGGAGCCGGUGAUAGCGAAAAUGGCUCCCGCAGGGGUACCUUCGUCAAACGGAAUUCUGCCACCGUCUAUAGGACCUACUACCACGCCGUUUGCAAGUUAUAAAAGGACCUGGUGGAGAAGAGUGGCCCCCUGCCUGGCCUUCCUCGGCUUUUCCACCGCCAUGGCUCUGCUUCGUUGGAGCGAAGCCGCGGCCUUGAGGAGACAGGCGUUCGACGCGAACAUGACCAGGGACUACGUGCUCGACAGCGUCUCGAUGGAUAAUCCGCAAUUGGUCGCGUACAUACGGCAGGUGCAUCUGAAACCGACGACUCAUCAGGAUCCAUUGAACGCCAAUCAGACGUCGGAGGAAAAGUACGAGGCCAGUUUGUCGCAGGGCAAGCGCGAAGGUAUCUACGCGGAGUACAUCAGCAGGAUAGGUGCGAUUUCUAGCACCGCUUGGCUCGAGUCCAACCUGAGUUGGCGAGGUGUCCUGAUACUCACUGAGCCUAGGAGCUUCUUCGAGGCGCAGAGGAGCACCAGAAAUCCGAGAUCGCGGGUUCUUCACGCCUGUCUGAGCACGGAUACGGAUACCAAAGAGAUAAAAUAUCACCAGGAGUCGGAGGUUCAGGUCACCAAACUGGGCGACGGCCCUAAUAGCCUCGUAUCAUCGGACGAUGGCUUUCCCACCACCAGACUCAAAUGUUUUCCUCUCUACAGCGUGCUGUUAGCGUACAACGCCACUACUUUGGAUUACCUGAAUCUGGACAGCCCCGACGCUCCUGAUGGCCAGGUGCUCGACACUAUUCCUUGGGACAUCAUAAGAAUAUCGAUACUGUCGAUACGCUGGAGUCCCCAUCACAGCGAGGCGGAAACGAAGAACUUCAUUGACAAAAUGGCCAGCCGGAGAUACAAGCUCGUGCACACGACCGACACCGGAAAGUGGAUUUUCCUGUACAAUACUCUGCUUAAGAUUUGAUCUUUGACUCAGGUUAAUGCGAUAGACUGGUCUGCGCCCGUGUCGCAGGAUAAAACAUAUAAUUUAAGCGACUCGAAGCACCAUUAACCCUUCUUCUCAUCGCGCUUUUGAUCCGUUCUUAAUAUUUUACUCGCAGUCCGUGGAAAUAUUUCUUUCGAUCAAAAGCGCGAUUUUUUCCGUUCGAUCUCACACACAAGGGCGAAUUAAUUCGCAGCGAUAUUAAGGACGCUGGAAAUAAUCGGGAAUUAGCACCCCGCUGAACUCCCAAAUUUGUUAUUAGCCUCGCACUUCGCUGUGGGACACUUCAAAGGUAAGUCUGUCUUUCCCGCGAAUUGUAGAACAAUGUUUGCCCGCAAUAAUUUAGUACAAGUUCGCUAAUAACAAUCGAUUGAAUCCCGGUAGAAUUGCGAAUUCAAGAUUUUUUGUCAAAUUUAAAAUUUGAUCUAUAUUUUGAACGUCUCAACCGUUUACUGAGCUGAGGGUCAAAAUUAUAGUCGAAGAUUCGUGAUUUUAAUUUUUCGAAAGAUUCAGAAUUCCGGAUUGAAGUCGAUAACGCAAGAAUAAAAUUUUUGCGGAGCUCAUGAUUUCCAAAUCUCGCGAUUUCAAAUAGUGGCUUAAGUUUCAGAGAUCUUUUGGCUUUAAUAUCCCGCAAUUCCAAAUUACGUAAAAUCCCUUGAGUUUUCCUUAGAGCUGCUGCCACUCAAGGAAUGAUUUAUGAUCUCCCAUGUAAGAAUAAAUUUCGCGAACUUGAGAAAAAUUAGGGAUUUGGAUUACUUUCCGACAUCCUUGAUAUCCGCGUGUCGAAUGCGAACAGUGAAUAUGGGGUGUAACGAUUUCUUUCAUCGACGCGAAUUAAAUGUAGAUGAUAUCGUAUUCUAUGCGCGCGCGCAUAUUUUCAGCCGUAUGGCGGAAACGUGUGACCCCAAGCGUGCGAGUCCUUAAAUCUUGCUUCAGAUAUGACUUUCUGCGUAUGUCUUAUCGUGAGACGUGCUACGACUUUUCUCGUUUUCUUUCUCAAUUGUAGUUUACGCGUAUCGACGAGCCAGUGAGAGAGAGAGAGUACUUUUAAUUUUUCUAUUCAUACAAACGACGCGUAUGAUAAAGACUGAGGUUCCGCGUAGACGCAGGACCGCUUUCCGGCUCUCCUGCGGUGUUCCGAUUGCUUCGCCAUUACUGAUUUCGCAAUAAUAACUUCAAAAUCAUCACGUAAUGUUCUGUUCAUUUCAUUAAGUAUUGUACACGCGAGUGAUUAACCGGUGAUUCAUCAAUAAUUAAUUCGUAAUAGCUAUUUAAGUAUUUACACGAUAAAAAAGAUAUAUAGAUUAAACGAUGAUUUCAGAAGAUUGAAGAGAUAUAUGUACGUACAAUAAUUUUCCUUCGUUUGUGUGUGUGUGUACAGACUGCCUAAUCGUCAUUCUCUACGCAUUCAUUCGUUUCCCCAUUUUCAUUCUAAUGGAAAAUAACGCGGGAUUGAUUUGACUCCAAGACAAAUAACAGCAAAUUGCGAAAUUCGCGACAUUUUUGCGUAACGAGUGUCCAAAACUUUACUUUAUUCCCCACUGCGAGUAGUUUGUUCGAGUGGAAUGUAACGUGAAAUUAGUUUUACGUAGGGGGGGGGAAAAAAUAGUUCAACCGCAGUGGAAGGCGAGAAAUUAAUUUUUCCGCGUGGCUGAGCUAAAUAGCGCUCUGCUUAAUCCUGCCUCUCCGUAAUGGCUUUUUCCGCGAGAAUAUGUAUGGUAUUUGCGUGAAUGCAAUUCUUACGUGCGCGCGCGGUGCAAGAAUUUUGGACACUUACAUCGGAGAGUUCCAAAGUUUCGUGGAUCUGAUUAGAAUUGAGGAGUCUCCGGGGCUUCGUUACACGGUCCCGAGAUUGAAGUUGUCGGAGACACGAGAAACCGAUAACUCGCGGGGAUUCACGGGACCUUUCGCUUUAAUGGUCCGAGAAGAUCCACUGGAAAAUCCAAUCCCGAUAAAGUCGCGGAAGAGUUAAAGGGUUAGUUCAAGUGUCCGAUUCUUCUCCGGAACGCGCACCGAAAAGAAACACUCAUUUUUCGUACGAUUUUACGGUAGCACGUUUUUAAUCCAGAAGGUAAGUUAAUAAAAAACAGCGAUCGAGCGUUUUACGAAGGACGCGUUGAUUUUUUUAUUUUUUAAGUGACAUUGCACGCGCGCGCGCUCAUCCGCUGCACGCGCGUCAAUGUGUUAUCACGGUGAUAAGCAAGUGAGUUAAUCUAAUUGUAAGGUAUUUCCUAAGCUCCCGCAUUCGCGCCGCGCAUUUAGAGCUAAACGCAAUCGUCCGAAUCUCAUCUUAUGUUAAUACUACAUUUUUCAAGUCAUUCGUAUUGACGAUAGAUCAAUUAUUAAUAGUGUAAUAAUAAUUUGUGACCAUUCGUUAUUAGAAUUCGAAGCUGAACAUCCGCAUUAUUCAUGCUACACGUGCGAUGAUGAAUCGGGACGUAAAUACCUAAAGCACAGGCCUUAUUAGUGCGUAAGGUGAUAUAUGUAUUUUCUUAAAGUGUUCUACACAUGAGUAUGCGUUGAUAAGUAAUAUUAACCCGUUCAAGUGGUUCUCGCGUUUAUUAAAUUAUAUCUCCGCGGUGGAGAUCUAUGCAUCGAUUAGAUCUCUAAUACAUUUUUUUUAUGUUGAAUAUAAAUUAUGAAUUUUUUGCAAUAUGUUUUCCAAGUUUUAGGGGUAAGGAGGUUAUUGCAUUAUCCUUAUUAUAAAUUUGUCACUUAUAAGUAAAUAAAUAUUUUUCAGGAAAAAAUAAUUUUGCUUAAUGAGUGUUAUUAUCUCGUAGCCCCUAAAAUUCUUCUGGCUUCGUUUCGCGAAAAGUUAUUAUUUAUUUAUCCGUAAUCUACGGAUUUUUGUUUAGUGCAAAUUCGAAAUCAUCACAUUCAGCGCAGGCACGCGAAAAAUACGUAUUACGCGUAUAAAUGGAUGUAUUGUUUUUGCGUUUUCGAAUUUCAGUGUCACGUUACAAUUCUAGACAAAGCAAGAACUACUUACAUUCGUAACGCAUGUUUAACGCUAAACGUGAUAAUCGGUAUAGUCUCUCAUUUGUCCUCUCUGAAUUUGAGUUGCACUUUGAAUGAUUAAGAAUGAGAAUCAAGUGCCUUGGCGUUAAAUGUACGCUGCGAAAGCGGGUUUCUCUGACUUGAGAUUCUACUGACGCAUUAUUAUGAGUUAUUAGAAGCAGUGUUCAGUACGACAGAUACUUAAUAAUAAUCCGAUGUUCUUUGCAUCGAUCAUUAUUUCGUUGCAAUGAUCAUCGUGUUAUUUUUACAAUUAAUUGCAUAAAGUACACUCGCGAGGACAUUGAAUUUUUGCUAAGUGCAAUAUUCGUGAUGCGGAUAUUUUUUCUAAUCUUUAAGAAACUUGAUUUCAGCAAUUUAUGAUUUGAAAGAUCCGUUGAAGGAUCCGUAUCUUUAAAUUUACAGGUGAAUUCACAAAUUCAAGAAUCCAAGAUUUUAAUUAAAAACUCGUAAAUUUUUUAAAAAAUAACAGUGGAAGUUCUUACAUUUAGGAUUAAGACUUUGAAUGUAGAAUCUCUCAUUAUUUCUCUUUGUAUUAUGUAUAGGUGGAACUUUAUUAUUUAAAAAUGAUUCCAUCGAUCAUAUUAUAUUAAGCUAGUUUUAAUAUUAAUAAUGAUUAAUUAGGUUAAUAUAAUAAAAUAUUAAAAUAAUAAAAGUUCUACCUAAAAUUAUGAAUCAAUAAAAAUUCAAUUCAAGUACAAUAUGAGUUUAAAGCGAGAACUUUAUUGCGUCGAAAAAAAAUACGAGUUUUUAGUUGGAGCUACAAUCUAAAUAAAUAUAAUCUCAUUUUCAUGAUGGCACAUUUAUUAGAUAAAUUUUGGGUUAUGUGAUUAUUCAAUUAUUACGCACCCGCGAAUAUGCACUUACACGAGUUCAACCACACGACGGCGCGAUUUAUUGUAAAUCCUCUAUUUGUAAGGAUAAUCCGCUUUCCUUGCCGCUUAUCGAAAACCAUUCCAUGACUAUUAACUCGCAUAUUUUUCUCUUUCUCUCGCCAGUGCCUAUGCGCAAUUUCGACUUCAUUGUAGUGUCUAUGCGUUUUUUCGAGAGAUUUUCCAUUUUUGUUUAAUUUUUUUUAUAUAGCGUAUAUUGUAACUCGUAGUUUUGACACGUCGAAAAUAAGACUGCUCGCGUUUGUCGUGCGAAGAGCAGAUCAUUUCUUUCCAGAGCAAUAAAUUUGGAUAUUAUA